AUGGAAGUGAGGGAACUUCGCCCUUGGUUGCCGGGCUUCCCCGGGUUUUUCUCCUCUUCUUCCUCGUCGACUGCCUUCUUCCUGGCCUUCGCCCUCGGCUGCCUCCUCGCCGUCGCCGUCUCCGUCUCUCUCAGGAAGAAGGAUCGCGGGCUGAAAGAAGAGGAGCUGCGGCUCCCGCGGCUGGAGAACCUCGCCGACGACUCUUCCGCGCCGCCGUCCUCUGCGUCUGAGGCGCCGCACCAGCGCCAGCGCCUCCACGAAUGGGCCGCGACGGCUUCCCCUCCGCUCCUGCCCCUUCUUGGUGGCGGCGAGGGGGAACAAGAGAGGGAUGAGAGGAAGAAGAAGAAGAAAAGGGGGAAGAAGAAGAAGCAGGAGUCGCAGUCGGGUGGAGGAUCGGACGGCGGCGAGGAACCAGGGUGCGGCGAGAAGGAUCGGAUGGAGUGGGGGGGCGGGAAGCUGGGGCCGGGUAGUAACUACCCGUUCUCGUCUCUUUUGAGCGCCACGCAGAGGAGAAUCAAGCAUCAGUAUGAUCAGCUAGUCAAGUCCAACCAGGCCAAGGCAUUGACCAUAGCUCAGGCAUGUUUUUUUUUUCCCGCCCAUUUCCUUCCGUCUAAUUUAUUGGACUAUUCUCUAAGUUUUCUUGGGUACAGAGAGGGAAUUAAAAAGCCAGAAUCAUGAGAAUGAGCAGCAUACGACACCAGGAACACGAGUGCUUGUGAUACUUCCUGAACCACUGAGCCACUAAAGUCAAAUUUACUUCUUCUUCUUCUUCAAAAUAUAAUUAUUGUUCCUAGUUUGCCAGUUCACCAUUUUUUUUCAUAUUUCUCUCUUUAUUCGUGUACAUUUUUCUUUCUUCAACAAGACUUUUUGGCGUCAGUCAUGCUCGGCGCCUACGGAGCACGUUUUUCGCUGCUUUAGAUUUCAUUCAUCCCAACCUAACUUUUUUUCCGCUGACUUAAUCCACAUCACAUGCUCACGAGAAUAGGAAUGACGUCGCAGUUGACUAUGAUACCUUUAUAUAUUUUCUCCUUUUCCAUCAAGUCAUGUCCCAUGUACCCCAUAACUUCUCAUUAAUUGAACCUUACACUCAUCAGUUUCACUAUCGAGGUCUGGUUAUUCCCUGCCUACUAUGCAUUUCUGACUCACAAGUUUCUCUCCAAAUUUGCAUUCACAUGUGUUUUAAAAGAUUCAUGCCCUAGAAUUUAAUUGUCAGCUGUAUUAACAUUUAGGGACUCAUUUUGGUGCAUGGGAUUCGUUUCCUCCCGGCAGUUUAAGCCCCAAGUGUUCAUUUUUAAAAUGCAUUCAUUAUUACAUGUCACUCGGCUAACACAUGCCAAAUAUGGUCAUAUAUAGGCUGUUCGACUCAACAUACCGAAGGGAAGAAUUUUUUUGGCAAUACAACAUAUACUCAUAUGCUAAUAUGUUUGUGUAUGGAAUUGCAUGACUCACAGUUUGAAAUGAUGUAUCUCUGCAUUUUCUUCCUCUGGAAGUCAACUCUCACAAUCUGUUGGUUUGCGCAUGUUUUGUUUAAUAAGAGACAUGUGGAAGCAACAUUUUAACCUUUUUGAGCUCGUGAGAUUUUAUAAUGCGUGGUUACCAUUCCCUACAAGCUGGAUUGUAUUAGAGGUCACAUGUUUGUCCUGUAUAGCAUUGGAAAACUGACCUGCAAGACGACAAUACAGUUUCUUAAAGAGCAAGUUUACAAUCCGCCGUUUUCUGGAACAUUGCGACAAAAAAAAUUGGAUUAUGAGAACGAUUAUCUGAAGUCAAGUCAUGAAAUUCCUUGGAUGCAUUUAUAAUUGAAACUCAUUUCAUAAAUACCUGACAUUGCUCUUUCUUUACUGUCAUCUUAGAUUAGAGUGGUAGUCAACCUUUCUGUUCGGCUCUUAUCACGAAUGGGGUAAGAGAUUGUGACAAAUCUCUUAGUGGUUCCCUCUACCCUCAAUGACGGCUUGUUUGUUGACCAAUAGAGAAAAUUUCGUCUCAAAAUUCGUGUGUUGUGUUGUGCCCUUAAAGUACUCAAAGCUGUUUAGAACUUCCAUAGCCGCUUACGAUUGUGAGAGUCAUUAAAUGCAUUGUUGAGUCACUAAUUCAAUUUUUUUUACAAUAUUAUGAAAUAACAUGCCUUUUAUUUAUACGUUUUUUAUCUCAUGAACCAUGGGUGGUUUCUUGAAUCCUAUAUUUUCAUGAGGUUGUGUACUAAACUUCCAUUAUUGCUGGCAUUAUGCCUUUUUGAACUAAACUUGCAUGUAAGUCAUCAAAACAUAAUGUGGCCUCUUCACUUACCAUAUGUCCUAUUUAGUCGGUUGAAUAGAUGUCAUAGGGUCAGCCUCUGUGUAAUGCACAAAAUCCCUCCAAUCUUUGUUGAGAAAAUUACUCUUGCUUAAACUAGAAUGGGUAGUUGAGUUCCCCAUUGUUGCCGCAGAAAGACAUCAUUACGCAACUCCCAUUGAAUGCCGAAUAUUCCAUCUGGCUGCGUCCAGCAUUUUCUCACUUAUAUGCUCAAAUAAAGUUCCUUCAAUUCUUUUCAAUAUUGAUGCACAAGGUAACUAUUGAUUUCCAUAAUGCCUCCAAUCAUGUGGUUUCCGUCCUUUUUUUUGGUGAUCAUUGUCCUAGAAAUUAAUAUCAAUAUAUGUAAUAUGCCCUUUUGGCACAGUCACUUCCUAAUGCAGCCAACUUAAAGUUCUAGAAGUUUCAGAGGUAACAUCGCGUGAAAUAACAGUAAUUUUAGUUUGAAGAACAACGUGGAUUAAGGCAUAUGUAACAUUGUGGAAUAUGUUGAUGGGGUAAAAUUCUGGAUCUAAAACUUUUAAAGUUUGGAAUGUGUAAUGGAUUAGGUUCUUUAGGCGAAAGUAACAAUUCGUAGCCGUCAAUUCCGAUUUCUACGUAGUCAUUCUGAAGAAUGCUGUUGUCAUGUCACUGACUGUCAUGACAGGGAUGAUGAAGCUUCCAUUAAUACCGACUAGACUGCCAUACAUUGGGGCUUUUCUCUAUACCUAUGUUUUAUUGCGAUUGUGAAGCAUCUACUUAGCGUAAACCUUGAAUGAGUGAUGCCAAUGGUGGUGUCUAUCCGUGGGUAGAUCAAGGGUCAAAGUGUCUUGGUUGAGGAGUUUGUUCUUGAAUAUUCUGUGUUAGUCAUCAUGCCGCAUCGAUAACUAAACAUGUUUUUUUCUCUCAUUAUUCCUCAAUCUUUCAAAAAUGUUUACAGUUAUUGGGUACCAAAAAUGGAGUAAACGAUGUGCUAAAGCUUACCUUUUAAUAUAUUUUUUAAUUCCUUCUUACCAUUAUUGGGCACCAAAGAUGAAGUUCGCGAUGAGCUUAAGGUUCCUUUCUUUCUUUAUAUACGCUUCAAUUGCUUCUCAAGAUUCAAAAAAUUCAAUCGUCGUCACUGUAUGCAGGUGGGUGAAUUUGCAAAUUGCCUGACUGAAGCUCGUAAUGAGUUACAACACAAGUAUAUUUCUCACUCGUGAAGAAGCUUUAUUUUGUUUAUUUUAUUUUAUUUUUCUCCUGCAGACUAGAUAUUUAGUCCGUAGCUUCUUUCUGCAGAUCAGAGGUCAUCCAGCGGAAAUUUACAAUAACGAAGGCGCUACUGUUCAAGGCAGAUAGAUCUUCCUUUGAUCGCCUUUGUCAGCAGGUGGGGGGAUCUUCUGCCAUUGAAAGCUGCUAGAUGAAGCUCUCCCUUUUUUUUAAACACCACCACAACCACGCAUACCGUUGACGAACUAAUGUUCAACAGAUACACAAGUUAGAAGCUGAGCAGAAGAGAUUGGAGGAGGAUGCAGUCGUUUAUAAUCGGCUCCUGGAGCAGCUUAAACUCUCACCUGCAUACAAAACGGUGACGAUGAUGGCUAAUUAUAUAUACCCCCUUUUGGAUCUCAGCAAACCCUGUUCCAAGAUCCUCGAGUAUGAUUUUUUUUCUCCCAAUCUUAUAAAUUCUCAGAUGCUUGAGAUUGGCGCCCGAAUGGAGUCAGAAGCGAGUCCAGAGGACGACGAUGGAGACCCAGAUUCGGAGUCAAUCGAUGUAUCAUUCGAGGAGUUGCUGGCCCAGGAGAAGAAGGAUUCCUUCUGGUAUUAGCCCCUUCCCCCGUCUUCUUUGCCAUGAGCCUUCCCCCCUCCCUUGGCUGCUUAAUCACCCUCUUCGUCCUCUGCAGGCAGAGGAACGGAAAGCUGAGAUCUUUCUCCUCUGGGGCGGCCAACAAUCGAAUCGACCCAACCUGA
This is a messenger RNA of Spirodela intermedia, 4218 nucleotides long. The record is from the annotation of a GenBank genome assembly. Lineage: Eukaryota; Viridiplantae; Streptophyta; Magnoliopsida; Alismatales; Araceae.